AUGCCAGUCGGUGAAUGUGCUGUGCUACGAGAUCGGCCAGCAUUACGACUUGAUUCUCGUCUUGUAAUGCGGGUGCAGCAUCGAAUCUCUCGGAAGUACUUUGCCGUAAAGCUCGUCUCUUCUGAUUGUGGUUCAGUAAAUAACGAGCUCAGCAUACUCAGUCGUGUUUCACAUCCGUUCGUCAUACGUUUAGAAGAGGUGUUCAAAUCGUCCUCCAAGCUGUUCAUUGUUAUGGAAAUGGCUAGUGGAGGCGAGAUGUAUGAACGCGUGGUAUCCAAAGGCAGAUAUUCCGAGUCCGAAGCGCGACAAGCGCUGAAAAUGCUGCUGAAUGGCCUUGCAUACCUUCAUUCAUUACGAAUCACUCACCGUGAUUUGAAACCGGAAAAUUUACUCUACAGUGAUACACGGCCAGACGCAAGGUUAUUAAUAACGGACUUUGGCCUGGCACACCAGGCCACUCGACCGAAUGAAACCAUGACAGAAACAUGCGGCACACCAGAAUACAUAGCACCUGAACUGCUUCUGCGGGUACCGUACACCGAAAAGGUGGACAUGUGGGCUGUAGGUGUGAUCGCAUACAUUCUGAUGUCUGGCAUUAUGCCAUUUGAUGAUGAUUGUCGUUCUCGGCUCUAUACACAUAUCAUCACUGCCAAUUAUGUUUAUUAUCCCCAGUUCUGGUCCGGAUCAGAAUCGGCCAAACAGUUUGUUGACUGUCUUCUGGAGACGAAUGCAGCCGAACGAUUAAGUGCCGUCGAAGCCUCCCGUCAUGAGUGGAUGACUGGAGAGCGUGUUGUUCCAGUGAUGAGCACCCGAACGUCACGACCUGCUUCUGAGUACAAUACCAUGCAGAGGACGAAAUCGACUCGAUCAAUUCGUUCGGUGACCCGAUCGGACCAUGGGCAUCGUGUAGAUCCACGUGAAGUCGACCAGUUGGCCAACGACCUUAAACGGGCUGCCCAGAGCACGAAAAACUACGGUGUUUUCUAG
Haemonchus placei is the source of this 987-nucleotide messenger RNA. Lineage: Eukaryota; Metazoa; Nematoda; Chromadorea; Rhabditida; Trichostrongylidae. The record is from the annotation of a GenBank genome assembly.